AUGCCUGACUACAUUUCCGCCGAGAAGAAGACUGACGAUGCGUCAGCUUCACAUCGAAAGGGAGGCACCAGUAAGGGCUCGAAUUCACUCGUGUUUAGGGUGUUGUCGUGGAUUUAUGGGACGUUUCCGUUUUUGAGCGAGAUAUGGUACUGGUUACUUACAUAUUGGGUGUAUCAGCUUAGUCGUGCUUUCACGGCGCGAGCUAUUGCGCCGUAUCCGCAUGUUUAUCUCGUUGCGAAACAGCAUGCUUUGCAGUUGCUUGCGAUUGAGCGGUUUCUUCAUAUCGACUUUGAGCAGGCCUUUCAAGAGUAUAUCCUUACGAAGCAUGCUUAUAUCAUGCCACUUUUGAGACACAUUUAUCACUCGCAUAUUAUUAUUGGCGUCGUCUUUAUUGUGUAUAUUUAUACUUUCCUGCCGCCUCCGCUAUUCAGACGUAUACGCCGCACAAUCGCGAUGGAUAACUUCAUCGCUUUUAUUGUUAUUUCUCUCUGGAGGUGCUAUCCUCCGCGGAUGCUUCCCCCGGAAUACGGCUUCAUAGACAUCCUCCACGAAGGAAAGACGGGCUCCGUAUGGACGCACAACCGGUUUCGACUAACGAUUGCCGCGAUGCCAAGUCUUCACUUUGGAACGUCGGUCUUGUUUGCGGUGUGUUUGGCGAGGUUUAGUCCGCAUAUGGUGAUGCGGGUUUUGGCGCCGCUGUGGCCGCUGGCGAUGUUUGUGACGGUUGUUGCGACGGCGAAUCAUUUCGUGCUGGAUGUUGUUGCUGGUGCGAUGAUACCGCUGUUGGGGUGGCGGUGGAACAGGGCGGUUUUGGUGUUGGAGGGGGUGCAGGACUGGGUGUUUUCGCCGGUGGUUGAGAGGAUGGAUUGGAGUUUUGGGGGGGAGGCUCGUAGAGAGGUCGAGAGGUGA
Trichoderma aggressivum f. europaeum is the source of this 909-nucleotide messenger RNA. RefSeq lists its product as uncharacterized. The record is from RefSeq and is a predicted model, not a curated record. Gene Ontology annotation, biological process: sphingolipid biosynthetic process; inositol phosphoceramide metabolic process. The transcript is spliced from 2 exons. Gene Ontology annotation, cellular component: inositol phosphoceramide synthase complex. The coding region runs from base 1 to 909 and encodes 302 amino acids. Gene Ontology annotation, molecular function: inositol phosphoceramide synthase activity. NCBI's taxonomy places the organism in Eukaryota, Fungi, Ascomycota, Sordariomycetes, Hypocreales, Hypocreaceae.